Messenger RNA from Westerdykella ornata, 1195 nucleotides. RefSeq lists its product as uncharacterized. The transcript has 2 exons. The coding region runs from base 290 to 1045 and encodes 251 amino acids. The record is from RefSeq and is a predicted model, not a curated record. NCBI's taxonomy places the organism in Eukaryota, Fungi, Ascomycota, Dothideomycetes, Pleosporales, Sporormiaceae.
GAAAGUUCGCGGAUCGUCCACAGCGCGAUUACUGCGUAUAUCUCCAAUGGCCAACCUCCAACCCUCCUUUACGAUAUCUCGAAAACCGGACCACGCGACUUGGCCGAAGUUCAAAGAGGCCGAAUGCCGCUUAUCUCAGCAGCGAGCGCAUCGAUAUCGAUAUUUACAUCUUGGAGGAGAGAGAGAUAGCGCUGAGGAAGCUCACUACGGAGCACGGAUCCCAUCGGCCGGCGUCCUCGGCCAAGACUCAACCUCCAUCGCAAUCCUAGAGUGAGAGAGCAUCACCAUAAUGGCUGCCACUGCGCCGCCCAGGAGCUCGCCCUUGUACCGUGCGGGGAGGAAACGGCCUGCCGAUGCCUCGUUGGAGAGCGAGCAGCGGUUGAGCAAGAGGUUGGACCUGCUGCAUCUGGACAGCAAUGGCAAUUCCACACGCCUCUACAUCCCCGUCGAUCCCUCCUCCUCCUCCUCCAUUUCAACAAACCCAUCCUCCAAAUCCCCCAUCUCUCCCACCUCCCCACCCAUCUCCCCCAUCUCACCAACCCCCCUCUCCUCCUCCUCUUCUCACAAACAAAAACGCCGCCCCCCACCCCCACCCGCCGAAGACACCAUGCUCGUAGAAGACACCCCGCACCGCGUCUACAUCUGGUCCCUCGCCGACGAACUCGCCGACCUCUCGUCCGACGAGGAAUCCCCCAUCUUCCUGCCAGACAUCGAGAAGCACAUCUCCAAGAUCCCCAAAUACAUCCUGCAGCCCCCCGAACUGAAGCCCACCAAGGAUAACCAGUUGGUGCUGUAUAGCGUGCCGUCGAGUCUGACGGUGCCCGAGGAGCAGGAUAAGGUGCGCAAGGCGAUUCUCGAGGCCAGGCAGAGGGUCAGGGAGAGGCAGGCGAGUCCGCUGGGGGAGCCGGCUGCCGUGGUUGGGGCGGGGAAUGGGCUUGGGAAUGGCAUCGCGAGUGCUUUGACACCUUCUGAGGUGGAGAAGGAGGAAGACGAGAUGGCAGUGGAAGAGGAGGACGAUCCUGAUGCCAUGGAGAUUGAUGGGUGAUCGCAGGCUACUACCGUACUACUGUCCCUCGCACCCACAUCAUCAGUGACAAAGGCAUCCUCUUCUAAACGAAAGAAGGAAAGAGAAAGAAAAAAGCGAGGAGUGAAAUGCCUAGUCCAUGAGAAGAAGCAAAUGGGAUGCCGUGGAAAU